Messenger RNA from Callithrix jacchus (white-tufted-ear marmoset), 7307 nucleotides. RefSeq names its product GRB2 associated regulator of MAPK1 subtype 1 (gene GAREM1). Gene Ontology annotation, molecular function: proline-rich region binding. NCBI's taxonomy places the organism in Eukaryota, Metazoa, Chordata, Mammalia, Primates, Cebidae. Gene Ontology annotation, biological process: epidermal growth factor receptor signaling pathway; cellular response to epidermal growth factor stimulus. The record is from RefSeq and is a predicted model, not a curated record.
AGUCAGUGCUGGGAGCGCUGCUAUGGCGUUUCUCAGACCCGCGGCUCCUCCUCACACUCUAGAGGCGGAGGGAAGGAGGGGUAAGAGGAGGAGGAGGCGAGAGGGCGGCCGCCGCAGCUGCAGAGCCGGGGCCAGAGGAGGAGGCGGAGUGGGAGCCGCCGCAGCCACCCGGGCCGCCGCCGCUGCCCGCAGCCGCUGGGCUGCUCUGAGUCCUCUCCGGGCUUGAGGGCACGCGGGGCGCCCCAGCCAUGCCCCGCAGCGGCAGCUGAGCCGGGCGCCGGCCCCCUUCCUCCGGGCCGCCCCAGCCGCCGCGCCCCUCCGGCUGUCCGCGGCUGGAGCUGCCCAGCGCCUCCCGCGCGCCCCAGACCGUGAGUGCGAGCAGCGGCAGCCGCCGAGGCGCGGGUGGUGCGGGCGGCGGCGGCGGGGCAGCGCGGGACAGGAGGCGGCGGGGAAGAUGGACCCGGCGCCCUCGCUGGGCUGCAGCCUCAAGGAUGUGAAGUGGAGCUCGGUGGCGAUGCCGCUCGACCUGCUGGUCAGCACUUACCGGCUGCCCCAGAUCGCGCGGCUGGACAACGGAGAGUGCAUAGAAGGGCUGCGGGAAAAUGACUACCUGCUGAUUCAUUCCUGCCGCCAGUGGACCACCAUCACUGCCCACAGCUUGGAGGAGGGUCACUAUGUCAUUGGGCCAAAGAUAGAGAUUCCAGUACAUUAUGCAGGGCAAUUCAAGCUGCUGGAACAAGACCGAGAUAUAAAGGAGCCAGUGCAAUAUUUCAACAGCGUGGAGGAGGUGGCUAAGGCAUUUCCUGAACGCGUGUACGUCAUGGAGGAUAUCACAUUCAACGUGAAGGUUGCUUCAGGUGAAUGCAAUGAAGACACUGAAGUUUACAACAUCACCCUGUGUACUGGGGAUGAACUCACUCUAAUGGGGCAGGCAGAAAUCCUUUAUGCAAAGACAUUCAAGGAAAAGUCACGACUCAAUACAAUCUUCAAAAAGAUUGGGAAGCUCAAUUCCAUCAGCAAGCUGGGAAAAGGCAAAAUGCCAUGCCUCAUUUGCAUGAAUCACCGGACCAAUGAAAGCAUUAGCCUUCCAUUCCAGUGCAAGGGCAGAUUUAGCACCCGGAGUCCCCUGGAACUUCAGAUGCAAGAGGGCGAACACACCAUCCGCAACAUUGUGGAGAAGACCAGGCUUCCUGUGAAUGUGACUGUGCCAAGCCCUCCGCCGAGAAACCCGUACGACCUCCACUUCAUCCGUGAGGGACACCGCUACAAGUUUGUGAACAUCCAGACCAAGACGGUGGUGGUUUGCUGUGUGCUGCGGAACAACAAGAUCCUCCCCAUGCACUUUCCUUUGCACUUGACUGUCCCCAAGUUCAGCCUCCCAGAACACCUGGUGAAGGGAGAGGGAUGGCCCGAAACCCUGGUCCAUCACUGGCUAGGUAUCUGCCAAGAACAGUUCGACAUCGAUGAGUAUUCACGGGCUGUCCGUGAUGUGAAAACCGACUGGAAUGAGGACUGCAAGAGCCCCAAGAAGGGCCGGUGCUCUAGCCACAACCACGUGCCCAACUCCCUCAGCUAUGCCCGCGAUGAGCUCACCCAGUCCUUCCACCGACUCUCGGUCUGUGUGUAUGGCAACAAUCUCCAUGGCAACAGCGAGGUGAACCUUCAUGGUUGCAGGGACCUGGGAGGAGAUUGGGCCCCCUUUGCUCAUGACAUCCUGCCCUAUCAGGACUCUGGUGAUAGUGGGAGCGACUACCUUUUUCCGGAAGCUAAUGAAGAAUCAGCAGGCAUCCCAGGAAAGUCAGAACUUCCCUAUGAAGAGCUGUGGCUGGAGGAAGGCAAGCCCAGCCAUCAGCCUCUCACUCGCUCCCUGAGCGAGAAGAGCAGAUGUGAUCAGUUUAGAGGUUCUGUUCGAUCCAAAUGUGCAACUUCUCCUCUUCCCAUCCCUGGGACUCUGGGAGCAGCAAUGAAGUCUUCAGAUACUGCCCUACCUCCACCUCCAGUGCCUCCCAAAUCUGAAGCCGUCAGAGAAGAAUGCCGGCUCCUGAACGCCCCACCUGUUCCACCCCGAAGCUCAAAGCCUUUGUCCACCAGUCCCUCCAUCCCACCUCGCACAGUCAAGCCAGCGCGGCAACAGACUCGCUCUCCCAGCCCCACCUUGUCCUACUAUUCUUCAGGGCUGCACAGCAUCAGCGUCACUAAAACUGACACAAGUCCUUCUGAAAGCGCUCCUGUUUCCUGCUAUCCAUGUAUCCGGGUGAAAACUGAUUCUGUGGACCUGAAAUCCCCAUUUGGAAGUCCUUCUGCUGAAGCUGUGUCCUCUCGGCUCUCGUGGCCUAACCAUUAUUCAGGAGCCUCAGAGAGCCAGACCAGGAGCGACUUCCUGCUGGAUCCAAGCAGGAGUUACAGUUAUCCUAGACAAAAGACGCCAGGUACACCAAAGAGAAACUGCCCAGCACCUUUUGAUUUUGAUGGCUGUGAGCUCUUGGCCAGCCCCGCUAGCUCAGCCACUGUAGACUUCAGUAGCAGCAUCUCUGGUUGUCCCAAGUCAGCCAGCUACUCUCUGGAGAGCACAGACGUGAAAACUCUUGCAGCUGGUGUGACAAAGCAGAGUACUUCAUGCCCUGCCUUACCCCCCAGGGCCCCAAAACUAGUGGAAGAGAAGGCUGCCUCCGAAACAUCUCCUUUGCCUCUGAAAAUUGAUGGUGCUGAGGAAGACCCCAAGUCUGGGUCACCAGACCUCUCCGAGGACCAGUAUUUUGUUAAAAAGGGCAUGCCGGACAUCUUCACUGCCUCCUACCCUUUCUCAUCUCCACUCCACCUCCAGCUGGCCCCCAGAUCCUGUGGUGAUGGCUCCCCAUGGCAGCCACCUGCUGACCUAUCAGGACUCUCUAUAGAGGAAGUAUCCAAGUCACUGCGGUUCAUUGGUUUGUCCGAAGAUGUCGUAUCAUUCUUUGUUACCGAAAAGAUUGAUGGGAACCUGCUUGUUCAGCUAACAGAAGAAAUCCUCUCAGAGGAUUUCAAACUGAGCAAACUGCAGGUGAAGAAGAUAAUGCAAUUCAUUAAUGGCUGGAGGCCCAAAAUAUAGCCAAAUAACCCCAGCCAGCAUGGAACAAAACUGAUCAAUGUGUGUGCUAGAAGGGGUGGGCUGGGACACAAUUUCAUGUUUUUGCACUAAAAACCUUCUCUGUAAAUAGGGAUAAGAGAAACUCUUACUAUGCAGAUUCUGUUUUUGAAUGGUGAACAGGCUAUUUUGUACAUCAAUAAAAAUGCUAUACAGAACACUUGGAGGUGUGCCUUGUACGUCACUCAACAAACACUCAGCAGCUGCUAAAAGAAAAAAAGGCAUAUGCAGAGAAAUCAUUCUUACCCAAGUAGGUUUAUGUGAGAAGGUAUGAUAUUUAUUACAAAAUAGCCAAAGCUGAAAGACAUAAAAAUCUUAAAAAAAAAAAAAAAAAAAAAACGCGUUUGAACAAUUCCCUUCUUUCAGGAGGGUUGACUUUAGACAAUUAACUAUGUUCUGUGCUCUGUCAUUCGGAUUGCUUCAUGCUAAUUGUUUUACUCUUGUGCCUGAAAAUGUUAAUGAUAUGAAUUGACACUUUAAUGUUAUAUGCUUGGUGGGGAUCUUUUUAUUACAAGGCAUUUUCCAAAAGUCAUGUGUUGAUAAAGGGAUAUAUGUUGUCCUUAGAAAUCACACAAAUCAUGACCACAAUAAUUUAUCUGUAACUGCUGCUAAUUUUCUUGAGCAGAGAAAAAAGAAUAUACACAUAUAAAUGUGUAUAGAUGUAUACACAACACACCCCUAUAUAUUUUACACAUAAUUUUGAUUAUGAUAUUUAGAUAACAUCUGUUCACUUUUAAAUAAUCCGUUGAGGUUUGGGAACUGUUAACUACAUUGAUUCUCUUAGGAAGAGAGGACAGAAUGACUCCAGAGAUUCUCAGAACCCUGUCACUAGAAGCUCAGUCUCAUUUGGGUUCACUGAAAACUUGGAACAAAUCAGUAAAGAGUCCUGUAUUGAAGAAUUAAGUUUGAGUUUAAGCCCACUGCAAGGCUGGUUUUUGCAUGUAAUACUCCCAUUACAUCUGGGGAAAUGACAAUUUCUGUUGACUUCUAAUUCUCGGGUUUGAGGGUCUCCUUCCCCUGGUGUCUGAUGGUGAGAAGUCUGAAGAACAUUUGUCAGAGCACAUUACAUUUCUCAACCUGCUUCAUGCUUUACGAGAGCUCAGAAAUCAGACACGCCAGCCUUUAUUGUGUAUGCUACAUAUGUUGAGUAUUUUUUAAAUACCAAUAAGAGGACUUGUUUAUUUCAUAAACCACUUCUUCCCUCUCUUUCAAAGAAAAUACAUUUUUACCAUACUUUUAUUCCAAGAAUUCCAGGACAUUAGUCUGAGAAUUUUUGCUAAAUAUGAUUAAAUAUUCCAAAAUAUAAUGGCAUCAUCAAUAUUCUUGACUUUUUUAGAGAAUAUAUCUUAGGACUGUGUUAGUUCUUGGAGCAAGGCAUCAUCUACUCCCCCGCACCCCAAAGUCUGGCCCCAGAUUCCAGAUGUGCAGAUGGCAAAUGACCAAGGUGCACACAGUGCCCUUUGGAAUAGGGGGUCAGCCAGCGAGGCGUCAGCAUGACUUGCAGGAUGGGCCUAUAUGUUACCAUCUCCUCUUCCUUCUACCAAAAUGAAAGACAAGACCCACCAGUCUAGUUUUAUAGACUUGUGAAAUGUGUCUUUAUUUCUUGGCAUUAGAAGAAAGAUAUUUUUAAUCCAUAUCAUGGUUUGGAGUUGAGGUGAAUUGAUACCUAUUCUAAUUUUCCAUCUUACAUCUCCUUUAUCAAAAAGAAAGAGCAUUUUUUUCUCCUAUCAAUGUAAAUCUCCCAAAAUGUAAAUACUAUAGGUAAAAAGAGUACCCUGUAAAAUUCUCAUACUGGAGCACCCUUCAAAAGUCACUGACAAGACGAUGAGGAACUAUCUGGUACUGCACUCAUAGGACAUGAGACCCAUGAGACUUUCAUGUUCUGAGAGCAUCCUUCUGUGUGAGGGGGACUGCCAGACAAACCUAGCUGACUCCAUCCUUUUUAAAACACUUAACACUCAGACACAGUUCUCAAACUCAGGAAGAAGGAACAGGGUUGGCUUGGGUUUACUAUAAAGGUUGCCCAUAUAAACAACUGACUCCUUAUAGUGUUUUUAUUUCUUUUGUAAAAACUUUACACAAAAUAGGGUUUUAAAUACUUUUUAUUUUGAACUUGGCAUAUUUUUAUCAAGUUUAUAUUGAUUGGCAGUGUGGAGACUCCUUGAAAGCAAGGACUGUGGCCUUUGAUUCACUUAGCAUGAAACAUUCUAAUAUCAUUCUACACUUCUGAGUAAAAGACACAGCCCCUGCCCUCUUAGAGAUCAUAUUGUUUAUAUUUGAAAUCUCAGUUGCUAAGACUAUAUAUUUGUGGGUAAGAAAGACGUGAACUCCUCUGGGCAGCUGGGUAUAUGGAGAGUUACGUGUGUCCUGUCUUUAAAAUGUUAACCUCCAGUAACACUCCAAGAUCACUAAAACUUGCAAUGUGUGGGAGUCAGAAAGUAUCUCUCUCACUGCCUAGUGGUGGUGGUGGUGGUGGUGUUUUUUUUACUGACUUGGAAUUCUUUUAAUUGUAAUAAAUAUCUUCUGUCAUCUCUAAAAGCCACAAAUAAAUGAAAUUGCCAUUCCUAAGCUGAGUACCUGUCUGUGAAGAACUGUGGCACCCUGACUAGAUAAAGCAUUCAUAGCUCCAAGAGAAUCAUAACAAGAUAUGCAAGCAGGGGUAAUAAGGAGACAGCCCUUCCCUUUCCAGAGCUGCGAUUGUGCAGUGAAAAGCAAUGCCCAGAGAUCCACACACAGAACCUUUCUAACCAACCAAGUCAAGACUUAUCAUCUUAUCUCCUCUGACAGGCCCCCUAUAAUCAAACAAGAGGAAGUGUCUGUCUGUAAGACCCUUUUGGGUCCUUAGAUUCAUGGCAAAAAUCAUCAUGGCCCCCAUCAGAAAAGAAAAUCAGCAAUAAACCAAGCCAAGCAGCUAAAAAGUAUAAUGUGGACCUAACUCAUGUUGAGAGGCAGAAUUUGAACACUCACAGAUUAAUCUUGCAAGUUUUCUCUUCUUUAAGUUGAACUGCUAAAUUUUAUGAACUGUGAAAUUUACUUACAUUCUUUCAACCCACAUAUAUCAUUGCAGUUUAUGAAGUUGCAGCGAACUGCCCAUUCAGCUACAUUGCAGUGUUUAUUCUUGUCUCAUGUCGAAAUUCAACAAUCUUAUGGGAAAUAUUAUGACAGUCCAUUCCAGCUGUUUUCAGAUGCAUGCAAAAACAGCCUCUGCUCACAUUCCACAGCCACCUGCAUGUUAUCCAUACAGUUCCCUGAGAAGUCGAAGGGUGGAGGGUGGGGUAUGGAAGGAUGGAGGGUCCUUCAUUUUCUAAAUGCUUUGUAUAAGUCACCAUUCGUUGUGCCUAACAAAUAUAAAAUUAACAUUUUGAAUAACAAACUGGAAAACAGUCCUCCAAAGAACCUAGUGAACUGUUCAAAGGAAAUUUUAAUUUCAGUCUACCAGGAAAGUUAAAUCUGUUGUUGGGCAUAGGGGGCUUUCAGAAACAUGACUCUUAUAUCAACUUCCUCUAUCUUUCAAGUUACCUAAAGGCAUUAGGCUGCUUGAGCAAGAAGAAUAAAAGGCCUAGAAUGCAAACUACAGGAAAUAGAGCUUUUAGAUUGUGGGAUGUUAAUAUGGGAUUCUCAUGGUCACAUCAUGUUAAAUCACAUUGUUUAGUCUUCAAAACUUAGUGUUUUAAAAUUUAUCUCAUUGUGAUAGCCAGAAACACGGAAUAAACAUGAUUUCAGUUUAAAUUAUAUACAAAUAUCUUCUGUAAUUUUGCUGCUCUAAUUUUUAGGCUAUAGAUUUUGUAAUAGAGCUUAUCAGAUUGCGGAUUUUCUUUGUUUACAAUCUCAUGUAGUAGGGCUCAGAUAAUUUCUUAGCUAUAAACCUUCUAUUCCACUCAUACUGUUUCAUUUAAAAUAUUUAAGCUAAGCCUAAAAAUUGAAUUCAAUUAAGAAUUUGGAGGGUUUAUCUUAAAUGGAAAUGGUGUGUUCUUUUCAAAGAAUUUUGUAGUGAUCUUUACAGUUUCUUUGCUUGGAAAACUUGGGUUGUUAACUACCAGUUAACAGUUGCAGUACUUUCCAGAACAUUAUCUAAUGGGCCCAAUGUGUACCUCAAGAUAAACACAGUAUGUUAUGUCUAAAAAUUUCAUUGUCUGUUGAUUUAAAUCGUUCUGAAGUGUCUAUAAUAAAGAAAUUUUCAAAGUUG